AUGGAGCGCUUGCUCGAAGAAAGACUGAGUAUGCAUUAUCGCGAUAUUCACUCCGAGAACACGAUUCGCAUCAUUAAGUAUAUUGGCCCAAAAGCUGGUGGCAACAUAACACUUGCGUUGUUAUAUCUGGAAGACAUCUUUACCCGCGACCAGAUCGCUGCUUUCAGCAUAGAUCGAGUUGACGACAGGCUGCCCAGGGACGUCAUUGCUUAUUUUGACACCGAGAUGAACUUCAUCGAACGCAAAAUGGAACCCGAGCGCCUGCCUCCGAUAUAUGCAAUCGGUGCCGCUGCAGAUCAUUCACACGGAAUCUCUCUGGAAGCACUAGAACAGUGUAUACGCCUUGCCCAGAUCACUUGUUCAAGUUUAGAUUAUCCCAGGUCUGUUGAAGACGUCUUCACCGCAGCAAAUGGAUGGCUUACAGAUCCACGCACUGGAGACCGAAAGGUGGAUAUAUGCUGCAAACCCGCCUUCUCUAUAUACGUGAAAGAGAAGUACAAUGAUUCGCUAGAACGGGCGAGGCACCAUGUCAAAUCUACGGCAAGAGAAAGGUCUGGUGCUACUCCAUUACAUCAGUUCCAAGAGACAUCCUCAUCGGACAAGACACCUGAUCUCUUAGGAAGCACAUUCGACACAUUAGCAAGCGACAGGCCUCCCCCGACACCGCUCAUGAGCCUCGAAGAUGGCCUUCGUAUCCGUGAGCUGGAAGGCACCUUUGGCCAGGCAUCAUUCCUCGACAAGGGCGAAGGGCUAGUCCAAUCGCCGCCUAGAAUCAACAGCGCUGAAUAUGUACCGCAGGCGUUUCAGGGCAUAUCUCCGCGCCAUAAGCCUGAAGGAAAAGUCACGCAACCAAAGCUAGCUCCAGCGCAGUCGCCAGUGAGACUCUCGCUCUACGCCAACGUGGAAGAUUUUGUAUUGAAUGCCGAAAACUGGCCAUUGUAUCACUGGACCCUACGAGCACUACCACGCGGCAGAGAGUUAAAAGGAUCAAUGAUGUUACGGUUUCGAUCUUCUCAUCCGAAACUCACAACCAAGGCUUUCCGAUUACUACCAGGAACCGAUCUGCAUGUGCCUGUUCCUGAGGAUUUACAGGGAACAACCGAUCCAGAACGCAGUGGCGGGCAUCAAAUCAACAGAUGGAUGGACACUUGUAUGCGCAAUCAUCAAGACUGCAGCAAAGCCUGGCACGACCAGCGAUCCAAGCUCUCCUUCCUACCGACGCGACUUCUGGAUGUUGACACUGGAGAUGACAACACCAUCCGCUUGGUAGAUACCAAAAUAACGAAAGUCAAGGGUCCUUAUUGCACGUUGAGCCAUGCAUGGGGACCACAAGAGAAGCCGUUCCUCACUACCACCGUGUGGAACAUGGCGAAGCAUCUGAUCACAGGCAUCACCCUAGACGAGCUUCCACGUAACUUCCAACACGCAAUAUACGUGACCCGCUUCUUGAAGGUGCGGUAUAUCUGGAUUGAUAGUCUCGCGAUCGUGCAGAAACCCUUUGGUGACUUUGCAAAAGAGGCCGAUCUCAUGCACAAGGUGUAUCGAUACUCUCACUGCAAUAUCGUUGCAGCGGACUCGAGGAAUGCGCACGGCGGUCUUUUCAAGACGCGAAACCCUCACGAAAUCCUGCCGGUCACAUACCAGGGGACCAAUGCGCGUCAUCAUUUGGGGGAGAAGAGUUGGACGAUUGUCCCGGCGGAUCUUUGGGAGAUGGAACUUCUGAGCUCCGUCAUAUACGGCCGCGCCUGGGUCUUCCAAGAACGCAUUCUUUCUCCUCGCAUCCUCCACUUCACAAAGCAUCAAAUAUUUUGGGACUGUGCUACGCUCUCAGCCUGCGAGGUAUUCCCGAAAGGUCUUCCCUUCCCUCUCGAUCACAAAGCGAGCACGGAUCGACACUGGAGAGGACGGCUAGCUAGAAACACCGUCUCGUCAAACGCGUUGGUCGGUGUCAACGACAACGAAAGCUCCUACACUUUCUGGAUGUCCGCAGUACAAAACUAUACGGAGUGCGAUCUGACUAAUCAAUGUGACAAGACAAUAGCGAUCUGGAGUAUCGCGAAGUUGCUACGCGAUUUCAUGAACGAACAAUACGCUGCGGGCAUGUGGUCUGAGGCGCUGGAGGAGCAAUUGGCUUGGAGAGUGCGGGAUACCAAAGCAUGCAAGAGGAUGCCAGAGCUCGAUGCCAAUAUCCCCAGCUGGUCAUGGGCAAGUAUCAAGGGUGCUGUUGUGCCUCAACACCGACUGGCGAUACGAUCAUACCAGAUCACAGAUCACGAUGGAGCUGUCAUCGAUUUUGCGGUCAAAGAAGAAACCAGGCAAGGCGAUAAGGAGCCUAUAUUAGAGAGCAGAAUAUUGGCACUGAAGACCCACAUCAACAUUGGGCGACUGGUAAUAGUGCCAGAAGACCAACACCGUCUCCGGUUCUGGAGCGAGAUCUGUACAGAAACCGUUGAACUAGAUGUCUUCCUCGACACUCCACUAGCCACCUCAGGCAUCGACCCAGAACACUGCGCAUUCAUCAUCCUCGCCGCAUCCGCCACUCCAAACAUCGCCAACACCCCUCAAGCGCGCCAGACGUACUCCGGCGUUGGUCUCCUCCUCAUCAAACACUCUUUCUGGAUCGCCAGGCAGAGAUGGCUGUACCAAGACUACAAAAGCGCACUAGCAGGCGUAGAACCGUCUCGAGAACAAAGAUGGCGCCUAGAUGCCUUCGAGAAACUCAUGUUGCAGCAGUCAGAGAGAAUCAUGGAAAUGGGAGGAAUGAUUGAAAGCGUGUAUCGGCGGAUGGGAGCGCUGCAUUUCCGGGAUAUGGAUGAGCGGGCUUUCAAUUCCUUGACGAAUAACCGGCAUCGGGAGGAUAUUUGGUUGGAGUGA
Molecule: messenger RNA, 2874 nt
Organism: Alternaria viburni
Lineage: Eukaryota; Fungi; Ascomycota; Dothideomycetes; Pleosporales; Pleosporaceae
Exons: 3
Coding region: 1-2874 (957 amino acids)
Source: RefSeq, a predicted model, not a curated record